GAUUCGGUCAGUCAUGUGACUGACAUCUGACGUGACACAGUAGUGUAAUGAAACGUGUUGUCAUUGUGAAGUUCAUGUGAACAAGUCGGGAUGACGGGGUUGACGAAAACAAGCGCUUGCAGCGUUGUGUUGCUACUUGUCGUGGCAAUUGAUACAGGGUUCUCGAAUCCCCUAAAAUCAAAAGAAUCCUGGGGAUAUGUUGACGUACGCGAGGGGGCACAUAUGUUCUGGUGGCUUUACUAUGCUGACAGCCCGUCCACCAGCUACUCCCAGCUGCCUCUCGUGAUGUGGCUGCAGGGAGGCCCGGGAGGAUCAGGCUGUGGCUUCGGGAACUUUGAAGAGAUUGGACCCCUGGACAGAGACCUUGAGCCUAGGAAAAACUCCUGGGUUCAGUACUCCAGUGUAUUGUUCGUUGAUAACCCGGUAGGAACAGGCUUCAGCUACACGGAUUCAGACGAGGCCUUCGCUACUGACGUGGCUACGGUCGCCUCCGACAUGCUGGUGCUGCUCAAACAGUUCUUCAACAAGGAGGAACAGUUCCAGAGUGUGCCCUUCUACAUAUUCUCAGAGUCCUAUGGAGGGAAGAUGGCUGCCGCGAUCUCGCUGGAACUCACUAAGGUAGGCACAAAUUACGUCCCCAAUGGCAUCCUAUUCCCUGUACAGUGUAUAUGGGCUCUGGUGAAAGCAGUGCACUCUAAAGGGAGUAGUGGAGCCAGUUGGGAUGAGAACCUACUGUCUCUGCUGUGGGGAAACCUUUUCCAGUUCUAA
This is a messenger RNA of Oncorhynchus tshawytscha (Chinook salmon), 768 nucleotides long. RefSeq names its product retinoid-inducible serine carboxypeptidase-like. Gene Ontology annotation, molecular function: serine-type carboxypeptidase activity. The transcript is spliced from 5 exons. Gene Ontology annotation, biological process: proteolysis. The coding region runs from base 91 to 768 and encodes 225 amino acids. Lineage: Eukaryota; Metazoa; Chordata; Actinopteri; Salmoniformes; Salmonidae. The record is from RefSeq and is a predicted model, not a curated record.